GCUAGGGAGAAAGUUUAUAAAGCUUAUUUUUAAAAAUUAAAAUUAGCGAAGGUUUAAGCGCAUUGCUGUAAAUGCAUUUGCAUUCAGAACAAGGUUUUCAUUGUGAAAAACAUCCUUUCACUGAAAAAAUAAUGCAUAUUCAGCGGUAAAGUUGGCACUAGGUGAUGAUCUCACAAAGGUGUUAGAUUUGCUUGUCCUGCUCUGUAUUUAUAAAGCCCUUGAUAGAAAAAAAAAUGUUCAGACAGGGAGAAACAGUGAAGCGACGACUUAAUUUACAUACUGCUCCCCGGGUGAGAAGUGUAGAAGUUGCCAGAGGAAGAGCUGGGUAUGGAUUCACCCUUUCUGGUCAGGCCCCCUGUCUUCUGAAUUGUAUUUUGAAAGGAAGUCCUGCAGACUAUGUUGGCCUUAGAGCUGGAGAUCAGAUCCUGAGUGUCAAUGAAAUCAAUGUGUCGAAAGCAUUACAAGAAGAUGUUGUGAAGUUAAUUGGAAAGUGCACCGGGGUGUUGCACAUGGUAAUUGCAGAAAGCAGCAGUCACAUCGACUCCUGUUCUAGUGAUGAAGAACUCAGUUUCCAUGAAACAAAAAACUGGGUAAAGCCUAAGAUCGACUCCAAAACUUUGGGGAUAAACAGAGCUGAAAGAGUUGUGGCCGAAAUGCAGUCUGGAGGAAUUUUUAACAUGAUUUUUGAAAACUCAAGUCAUUCUUCUAGUAGCUCUGGGAAAUCUGCCCCAAAACCAAGGCCAUUGUCAGAACCUGACUUUAAUUGCAGACACAGACAUGAAAGUAUCAGGAGCAACCCAGACUUACUUUCCGAGGAAGAGAUGGCAAAAGUAUUGAACGAUGAUUCAGUAUUUGCUGACAUGUUUGAAAGUCAGGAUGAUUUUGGACUAGAUGCAAGUAUUCUAAAUGUAGGAAUGAUUGUCGGAUAUCUAGGUUCGAUUGAACUGGCUUCCACAAGUGCGAACCUAGAGAAUGACAGCUUGCAAGCAAUCCGCGGCUGCAUGAGACGCUUGCGGGCUGAGCAGAAGAUCCAUUCUCUGGUUAUGAUGAAGAUAAUGCAUGACUGCAUUCAGCUUUGCAAUGACAAAGGUGCUGUUAUUGCUGUUUACCCUGCUGAGAAGCUAGCAUUCAGCGCUGUAUGUCCUGAUGAUAGAAGGUUCUUUGGACUCGUCACUAUGCAAGUUACAGAUGACCAAAGUUUAGCAAAAGAGGUGGAAAGUGGACUUAGAACUUCAUGUCACGUCUUUAUGGUGGAUGCAGAACUCUGUCAUCAUAAAAUUCACCAGGGCAUAGCAAGGCGCUUUCGUUUUGAAUGCACGCCUGACCCAGACAUAAACGGUUGCUUGGAGUUUCCCCCAACUUCUCAGCCUGUCCUGCAGUUUGUCUCUGUGCUCUACCGCGAUAUGGGGGAGUCGAUAGAAGGGAUGCGGGCAAGAGCAUUUUUAGAUGGAGAUAACGAUGCCCAGCAGAAUAACAGUACCAGUAGCAACAGUGACAGUGGAAUUGGAAAUUUUCAGCAAGAGGAGAAAAACAACCGAGUUCUUUUAGUUGACUUAGGAAGUAACCCAAAUAGACAUGUCCCUAAUAGCCUGUGGGAAAACCCACAGGCACGGAAUUCAAACCAGGCCGUGUCUUCACACUGGAAUGGCUAUCGUUAUGACCAAGAAGGAGCAAAAUAUAAUUUAUCUGAGCUGUCUCAUCCUGUUGCCUCUCACAACCCUGGUAGGCAUCUAGGUCCCUCUGCUCGGCUCGAGGUCCCAGUCGCUUCAUCCAGACCUAAUUAUUCCCAGGUUAAAAAAGCGGGCUCAGUGGGCGCCGUCCAAUCUGGCAGUCAGCGUUGGCUUCCUGUCCAUGUUCUGCAAGAUUGGCAGCAAGGCAACAGCAGUGAUCAGGAGUCCUAUGCAGAAUCUACAGAUGGCUGGUCAAGUGCUAACUGCAGUACCCUGCCUCCUCCGAUGAGCAAAAUUCCAGCUGACAGGUACAGGGUUGCAGGGGAAAUCGUCCAGCCCUCGAAACUGAUUACUCAGAAAGAUGAGUGGGCCAAGAAGUUGUUUGGAGCAGAGAAAACAUUGGUAGCUCAGCAGAAUGGGAAAAGAAAUAAAGAAGAUGGAGAAAAAAAGAGCUCAAGGUUCCGUGGAAUCUCGAUGGGAUUUCCACAGCGGUCCUCUGGGAGACGAUCCUAUGGAAGAUCAAAGCGUUUUAGUCUUGCCCGAUCUUUGGAUGAUUUGGAGUCUGCUGCUGUCUCUGAUGGUGAGAUACAUGGUGUAGAUCGGAAGGGCUGUGGCAGUGAGCUCAGCCUGAACAGUGAUGCCAGUCUUCCAAGUGUACAGAGCUGUCGAAGACACACUGAGCGACGGGUGCCAAGCUGGGCUGUGUCCUUUGAACGACUACUGCAAGACCCUGUUGGUGUUAGAUACUUCUCGGAGUUUCUUAAGAAGGAGUUCAGUGAAGAAAACAUCUUGUUCUGGCAGGCCUGUGAAAUCUUCAGCCAUGUUCCUGAAAAGGACAAAAAACAGCUUUCACAGAGAGCCAGGGAGAUCUACAAUAGCUUUUUGUCCAGUAAGGCAACCACCCCGGUUAACAUUGACAGUCAGGCCCAACUUGCUGAUGAUAUUCUCAAUGCUCCUCGCCCAGAUAUGUUCAAAGUGCAGCAGCUUCAGAUCUUCAAUCUGAUGAAGUUUGACAGCUAUACCCGAUUUCUGAAGUCUCCACUCUACCAGGAAUGUAUGCUGGCAGAAGUGGAAGGUCGGCCUUUGCCUGACCCCUACCAGGUUCCCAGCAGCCCUGCUUCUAAGCACAGUGCCAACUCUGACCGAUCCAAUCUCUCCACGCCUAAAAAGUCAAGUAAAAAGUCAAAGUCUGGGAGGUCAUUAAAUGAAGACAAUGGGGAGGAUCCUGCUGAUAACAAAAAGAAAGGAACGUUUUUCUCAUGGUCUAGAAACAGGAGCUUUGGGAAGGGUACCAAGAAGAGAGACAAUGGAUUCCUCAAUGAUUGCUCAGAAAGCAACAGCCGGCGUGAAUCACAAGACUCUUUGUCUUCUGGUGCUAGCCUGGAACUGCUCACUUCCAACUCCAUAAACAAGAAUGAGUGUGAUGUUUCCCGAGUGCCCCUGCUGGUCCCUGAGAAGGAGAAGUCAUUAAAGCACUGUUAUAUAAAUCUUCCAGACGGCUCAACUUGUGCAUUGCCCCUCCGCCCAGGAGUCUCCAUUAGGGAGUUGCUGUUAGCCCUCUGUGCAAAGCUCUGCUUUAACCUGGCAGCAGUAGACCUCUUCUUAGUAGGUGGUGAAAAGCCUCUUGUAUUGGACCAAGACUGCAUGACUCUGAGUUCAAGAGAUUUAAGAUUAGAAAAACGCACUUUGUUCAGAUUGGACCUUGUACCUAUCAACCGCUCUGUUGGAUUAAAAGCUAAACCUACAAAACCAGUUACAGAAGUUCUGCGACCUGUUGUGGCCAAGUAUGGCUUACAUUUAAGCAACUUGGUUGCAAAAAUUAGUGGAGAGAAAGAACCUCUGGACCUUGGUUUACCCAUCUCAAGUCUAGAUGGACUGAGAGUUGUACUGGAUGUGGCCGAUCAGAGUACCGUGAAAGACAAACAACAAAGCUCUUCUGUAAUGCAAAGUCACGCGCCGCCCUUGAGUAAAAGAAGUUAUUCAACAGGAGAUGAAAAAACAGCUGGGAAAUCCUCUUCUGUGAAAGCCAGAGGGGAAAGUGGAAAAGCUACCAGGGAGGCACGGCCUUUGAGAAAAGAAGAAUCAGUUGAUAAACUGGACAAAAGAAAACAGAAAAAAAUUAAUAUAGAUGAAGCUGAAGAGUUCUUCGAACUCCUGUCCAAAGCUCAGAACAAACGAGCAAACGACCAGCGAGGUCUGCUGAAGAAAGAAGACCUGGUUCUGCCUGACUUCCUUCGCCUGAUACCUGAACCCACUUCAUCCACCCCCUCAUCCCAUCAACCAGGCUACAGGAGAGGCAAAGAAAAUGAAGGGAAAGACAUGGCCGGCGGUUCCCUAAAUAUAUCCCGCAAUUCAAGAGGACUAGACUCUACGUUGAACUAUAGUGAAGGCUGCAGCAACGCUAAAACACCGUCUUCCAGUCAAUGCAGGUCGGCUUUGUUGCCACCCAACAAUCAGAAAUCUGAGCGUAAAGAACACGCCCCCUUUGCUGCACCGCUUUCCCCCAUCCCCCAUGUGCAGGACACACGGCAACCGGAGACCAUACAGACAGUCAGUGAUGAGAAUGUGGCAGACUUGACUCUGGUUGGAGAGGGAGAUAUCACCAGCCCAAACAGCACAUUGUUGCCACAGUCACCCACAUCACCCUUUCAUGCAAGUAGUCGUUCAGAAGGCAACUUCUCCCCACCCACGCUGUGUGCUAACAGUGAGGAGCCCUAUGUUUUCAUCACAUCCAGCUCAGAGAACCGGCAAAGGGAAAUUAUGAAGACUCCGGUAAAUAUACAUAGUGGCUCAAUAACAAUGUCAAAAUCACUCAGAGGGAACCUACUUGUGAACAGAACCAUUGACGUGGACGCUGUCAAACUGGAGGAUGCCUUGCUGAAACCCAGCACCGAUCCAGAUUUAAACCUAAGCUUUGAAGAAUACGUUUCUGAACUGAGGUCCUGUCAGGGAAGGAUGAGAACUGGAGUGUACAAGACUUCUGACCUGCCGACUCUCAUCAGUGUAAAGAAUGACAAAAGCAAGGCUUCGGAGACCAAGUACACAGCCACGUUUGUCUAGACUUCAAAAGGUGCAAUAGAUCUGAAAUAGUGUGGUUUAUUGUGGCACUUUAGAAGACUGACAUACUGUUAACGUGACUGUACUUUGGGAGCGUUUUUAUUUUUUGUUUUUACUUAGAAUGUAUUUUGUAAAUACAACUUGUUAUUGCUGUGACUAAAUGUGUAAAUUGUAACACAGUUGGAUUAAAGGUGAGGUUUUUAUGUAAUAAGUGGAAUCAAUGUAAAGAUUUUUAAAGCAAACACUGACUGAAUGUUAGGGGAAACGCUGUUUUUACUAUAGGUAAUUUUAAAAAGAAUCUAUGAAACCAAGUGUCAUCUAUUUGUGAAAACUGAGCCUGAACCACACGUUUUUAAAGAGACAAUAUUCAUUUGUAACAGUAUGGUUAUUAUGUUAUGCUUUUUUGGCACUUUGGUUACUUGGGCUGAAAUAUUGGAAGACAGCCCUUCACACAGCCAUAUAGUGUAAUAGUAUGGUGAUUCACAAUCGCACAUAAAAAAAUAAUAAUUAAAAAAAAAAACAUUACGAAGAACAUAUCUUAUUCUUUUUGUUUCAGGUUUACAAAUGGACAGUCAUGGUGGACAGGAUCACGUGCAAUGUUGAUGCUUGGACUUGGACAAUGUUGAUGAUUUUGGCCUGUCUGGACAGUUAUCGUGGAAAGCCUCUGCUACACUACAAGCACUUUGACUUGCGAACAUAAACACUAAGUCCAUGUGUGUUCCUGUCCACCAAAACCAUCUACUUGUUACCUGACAGAGAGACAUUUUCUGUAAUAAUGUUUUCUUCCUAUUGUGCAUACAUUAUUAAUCACCCUGGAUACCAGAUAGCACACUGCAGAGCAAGUGACAACAAAAGCUGUCCAAACCUUUGGUUAAAGAAUUGUUAUGUAAUGUGUAUAACUACAUUUAAUAAUAUUCAUGUGUUCUACAAAACUCCAAGGGGAGAAUGCAUUAAUGUUUAUCUGCUGUGAUUGCUGUAUUGUUAUGAAGUUGUUAAUGAAAUCUAUUAA
Polyodon spathula (Mississippi paddlefish) is the source of this 5736-nucleotide messenger RNA. RefSeq names its product regulator of G protein signaling 12b (gene rgs12b). Lineage: Eukaryota; Metazoa; Chordata; Actinopteri; Acipenseriformes; Polyodontidae. Gene Ontology annotation, molecular function: GTPase activator activity; protein binding. The record is from RefSeq and is a predicted model, not a curated record. Gene Ontology annotation, biological process: signal transduction. The coding region runs from base 234 to 4730 and encodes 1498 amino acids. The transcript is spliced from 18 exons.